UUCUAAAUUCUACAGAGUACUUGCUGGAGAGAUGGAAGGUUUGGGGGAGUUAAUGUGUCGAAACUGUAAGAUGGCAUUCCAUUCUACUGCACUCUUGGAUAAACACAAGGCCAAAUUCUGCAUUGGCACAGACCUAAAAGACCCACUCGCUCUAUGGAGACAAAGGGGAUUCACGCAAACGGAGAAAGCAGCUGUGAAGAUGGUGCAUCCUACACCUGAUUUAAUUAUUCUGAAGGAAAAGAGAGAUCAUCAAGUGGAUGAGAAAGAGAGUGCACAGGACAAUGUGUCAGAGAAUACUGCUCUAAACAAACUCACUGAGGAAUUUCAAAAACUCAGGAUGUCUUUUGAACCAAACCUGCCCAGAAGACAGCAAGAGGUAUCUGAGGAGCAGACCUCUCUCCAGCAGAGAGCUGAUGAGCAAAGGGCUCUUCAUGAGCAGAGACUGGCUGAGAUCAGAGCACACAACAAUCAGCUGGAGAAGCAGAGAGAGGAAAUAGAAGAGCGGCUUGCCGAGCUGGCAGGAUGGGAGAGGACGGCACAUCUUGAAGAAGUGCUGCAAGAACUGAGGUAUCAGGAACAGAGAAACGAGGAGGUUCUGCAUCAGCUCAGCUCUCACAUCAACUCAGUGAAAGGGCCCAGUUCAAAUGAAGUCCCCUCUAACCCACCAGAGAAAAAGAAGACACAACAUGUUACUUUUGACUUGAUCACUUCUGUGGAUGGACCUCUCUCUGCUCAGAUAAGAGCUUUGCGUCUGGCAUACAUGCAGUUUGGUGGUUCUGAUCCAGAGGUUCUGGCCAAUAUGCAUGACCUUCAAGCAGAGGCUCUUACGCUGGAGCAGGCAAAACAUAUAGCUGAAGGCAAGACAAAAGGAAGACGGAUGAAGUCUCCUCACAGACUGCUGGACCCUGAUGUUCUUGCUGUGGAGCAGGAGAACCAAAGGCUUGAGGAGGAAAUCUUCAGAAUCCAGCAGGCCAGGGAGAAGAACAAAGGAGAGUCUGGAUCAGGGCUCAUUGAUAUCCAGAAAGACCACAUCCAUCAAAUGGCUAGCCUUCAAGCCGAGAUCGCCUUUUUAAGGAGAGAAAUAGAGAAGGGAAGAGAGAGAAGACCACACCAUCCUCAAGCUCCUCUGCCUGUUUUUCCUGGAUCUUCUAUGGCCAUAAUACACCCUGCUCUGCCACUGGAUCAGAGUUCAAAACAGUAUUCAUUAAUGGGCUCCCAUGUAACUGAUCCGAUGGCAACUCUCGGUCCUGCUCCUUAUGAUCCUGUGGCUGGCCUUGUGAUCUUCUAUGACCUGGUGAUGGGUGUUGAAGAUGCUUUGAGAUCAGUGCGUUUAUUGCCAGGGUUAUAUUUUAAUGGACAGAAGUUGGGACAAACCACCCCGAUGCCACCUGUGCAGUGCCAGCCUGCAGGACCAUUACUGUCCACCAAGAGUCCUGGAAAUUAUGCCAUACUGGCUGUUAAGCAACCUGUGCCAAGAGUACAGCCAUCUCCAGAUCUCUCUUUGGUCAUAGAGAUACAGACUUCUAAAGUUCUGGAUUUGUUCAACCAUGAAACUGAGGGCUUGGUGACUUGUGGCUGGGCUAAGCUUGAUCUCUUUGACCAGCACAACCAGGUUCACAGUGGUCACUGGAGGCUUCCCUUCCGCUCUCUCCCAGUUCAAGCAUCCUUAAAUCCAGGUCAACUGAAUUCUGUGCCACAAAUGGGUAACAUGGAACUUUGUCUUAGUGUAGCAAAUGCUUGUGAUGGUGAUGUACAGACCCUUGAAAAGAUUGACCCCAACAACACCAACCAAUACAAGUACAUAUCCACGGUGGUCUCAAACACAAUCCUGGCAAACCAAGAACAACGCAAUACAUUGCAACCCUCAUCCCAUCCAUUACCUUCAUCACUGCCACAGACACAUCAUGUGGAAAAAAAGUUAGAAGAAAAUUGCAUAAUUUAA
Molecule: messenger RNA, 1942 nt
Organism: Sinocyclocheilus anshuiensis
Lineage: Eukaryota; Metazoa; Chordata; Actinopteri; Cypriniformes; Cyprinidae
Product: coiled-coil domain-containing protein 17-like
Exons: 14
Coding region: 32-1942 (636 amino acids)
Source: RefSeq, a predicted model, not a curated record